This is a messenger RNA of Fusarium mangiferae, 906 nucleotides long. RefSeq lists its product as uncharacterized. The record is from RefSeq and is a predicted model, not a curated record. The transcript has 2 exons. NCBI's taxonomy places the organism in Eukaryota, Fungi, Ascomycota, Sordariomycetes, Hypocreales, Nectriaceae. Bases 1 to 906 code for a protein of 301 amino acids.
AUGGCAACUCAGCAAACCGCCAAGACACAAUAUGUCAAGUCACCCAACGGUGUCACCUUUGCAUAUCGCCAAAUCGGCAAUACGUCUGGCAUCCCUCUCGUGCUAUUGACUCACUUCCGUGGCACCAUGGACAAAUGGGAUCCCCUCAUUGUCAAUAGCUUCGCAAAGAACCGCCGUGUUAUCACAAUCGAUUAUGCUGGUGUUGGCCUCAGCACCGGCGACGUCGCCACUUCAAUGCGACAAUCCGCCGCUGACAUAACUCAGUUCAUUGAACUGAUUGGCGAGAAAGAGAUCGAUCUUCUCGGCUUUAGCAUUGGAGGCUAUGUCGCUCAGAUGGUAGCUCUCAACGCUGAUCCCAGCAAGGUCAAAGUUCGCAAGUUAAUCCUUGCGGGAACAGGCACCAGCUACGGACCUGACCUUGUUUACUCCCAGAACAAAGGUCUCGGUUCUGUUGCGGGUGUCAAGGAUGUAGACAUCGAUGUAUUCAAGACGCUCUUCUUCCCCAAGAACGCUGAGGGAGAUGCUGCUGCUGAGGCUUGGUGGUCGAGGAUUCAUGAGCGGAGUGCAGAGACGAGUGGUGAAGAGGCUUCCCUUUGGCUGAGCAGUGGCUAUAAGGACGGCGGUAAGGGUCUUAUGGGCCAGGUCACACAAGGUCACGACUUUACAGAAAGUCCGGAGAAAAGCAAGGGGGAAGACGGCGCUUAUGACAGAUUGCCUGAUCUCAAGAUACCUGUCUUGGUCGCAAAUGGAAGCAACGACUACAUGAUCCCGACGCCAAACAGCUACCUCAUCUACCAAAAGGUUCCGAAUGGUCAGCUCAUUCUGUACCCCAACAGCGGCCACGGCUUUCUCUUCCAGUACGCUCCGACCUUCGUCAAACAUGUCGAAACAUUCCUUGAGGGGUAG